AUAUUUGGCAUCCUUGGAGAGACGCUGCACAUUGACUCACUCAGCGGUUUUCACACACGGAAACAAAACAAAAACAACGGAACCAACAGGAAGGAAGUGUUCGGACCCACACCCACGGCUCCUGCCCGGCGCUGGAAGCGGCUCGGAUCAGCGGCAAAGUGCCGGGAAUUCACCCCAGAGAUCAGUCGCACGAAUCCGGGUUCCCUGGCCUGACCUUUGACCUUUGACCUUGGACCUUCUUCUUCUUCUGCUGUCAGUUUUUUUCUGACAUUUUCCAUUUAGCGCGGGUGCUAUCAGCUACAAAAGUUGUAAAAUAGCGUUAGCUGCCAGGAUGGAUCGCAGCAGCUGGAGCGGCAGUGAGAGUCCUGGAGAAGACAUGGACAGACUGAGUGACUCAGGUGGAGAUAAAACCAUGGACGGCGACCCUGAGGGUGUCUGGAGCCCCGACAUCGAGCAGAGCUUCCAGGAGGCCCUGGCCAUCUACCCCCCGUGUGGAAGGAGGAAAAUUAUCCUGUCGGACGAAGGGAAGAUGUACGGUCGAAACGAGCUGAUAGCCCGAUACAUCAAGUUGAGGACAGGAAAGACGCGAACCAGGAAACAGGUUUCCAGUCAUAUCCAAGUUUUAGCCCGAAGGAAAUCCAGGGAGUUUCAGUCCAAACUAAAGGACCAGAACACGAAGGACAAAGCCCUUCAGAGCAUCUCGUCCAUGUCCUCAGCUCAGAUCGUCUCAGCCACAGCCAUUCACAGCAAACUGCUGCCAGGACUGGUCCGGAGCAGUUUCCCUGCCAAUGCACAGCUGUGGCAGGGCGUGAUACCAGGGGGUCAGUCCAGUUCCACCACAGAAGACAUCAAGCCGUUCUCUCAGCAGGCCUUCCACGUGCAGACAGCAGGAACCACCACCAUCUCAGCAGUUUUCGAACCUCCCACCGCGGCCCAAACACACAGAGAGCCCGCGUGGCAGGGUCGCUCCGUCUGCACCACCAAACUACGACUGGUGGAGUUCUCAUCGUUUCUGGAGACACAGAAGGAGCAGGAGGCAUACAACAAGCAUCUGUUUGUGGACGUCAGUCAGAGCAGCCCCGGCUACAGCGACCCCCUGCUGGAGUGUGUGGACAUCAGGCAGAUCUACGACAAGUUCCCUGAGAAGAAGGGCGGCCUCAAGGAGCUCUUCAGCAAAGGGCCGCAAAACGCUUUCUACCUGAUCAAGUUCUGGGCCGACCUUAACUACAGCGGACAGGACGAUCCUACGGCGUUCUACGGAGUCAGCAGUCAGUACGAGAGCUCGGAGAACAUGACCAUCACCUGCUCCACUAAGGUCUGCUCCUUUGGCAAACAGGUGGUGGAGAAGGUGGAGACAGAAUACGGCAGGUUUGAAAACGGACGCUUCGUCUACAGGAUCAGCCGUUCUCCCAUGUGUGAAUACAUGAUCAACUUCAUCCACAAACUCAAGCACCUGCCUGAGAAGUACAUGAUGAACAGUGUCCUGGAGAACUUCACCAUUCUGCUGGUGGUGACCAACAGAGACACUCAGGAAACCUUGCUGUGUAUGGCGUGUGUGUUCGAAGUGUCGAACAACGAGCACGGAGCGCAGCAUCACAUUUAUCGACUCGUUAAGGAAUAACACACACACACACACACACGCACACGUAAAAAAAAAAA
Messenger RNA from Cynoglossus semilaevis (tongue sole), 1659 nucleotides. RefSeq names its product transcriptional enhancer factor TEF-1-like. Gene Ontology annotation, molecular function: RNA polymerase II cis-regulatory region sequence-specific DNA binding; DNA-binding transcription factor activity, RNA polymerase II-specific. Gene Ontology annotation, cellular component: transcription regulator complex. Gene Ontology annotation, biological process: regulation of transcription by RNA polymerase II; embryonic organ development; hippo signaling. The transcript is spliced from 12 exons. The record is from RefSeq and is a predicted model, not a curated record. NCBI's taxonomy places the organism in Eukaryota, Metazoa, Chordata, Actinopteri, Pleuronectiformes, Cynoglossidae. The coding region runs from base 332 to 1621 and encodes 429 amino acids.